AUGGUUGUAACCUCUACGUGUCCUUCCUUUGUAGUAAUUUUUGUGCGUGCAAGUUAGCGAUUUGUGGCGCCUAAUUUGAACUGUAAUAUUGCUUCCCAAUCAUUUGGGCGUUCUUUUCGGUGCAUGCUAAGCGCCAAUGACUUUUAUUACAAUAAGGAAAUGAUGACAGAUGAAUAACAGGUAGGGUGUACGUAACAACAGUAAAAAGCAGUUUUGGUUGUAAAUGCCGGAAAAUUGUUUCGGUACUGCCUGUUCGACUGUAACGUCGAACAUUAUCCAAUAAGAGGAUCAGACGAGGAAGAUCAUGCGCGUUGGUUUGGGACUGCAGAAGAAAAGAACGCCAUUUUGCAAGCGUCGGGCGAUUGUUUGAGAAACGCUCACGUUGAGCUAGUGUUUUUACCACGGUAGUACUGGUGUAUAUUUUCAUUACAAAUUUUGAAAACCGGCAUGGGUGAUUACCACCAAGUAGGUACGGUGCAGCAGGAUACGAUGGGUACUGUACAACUCGAGUUGGGAACGAAUCCAAACGCGCUAGCACUUCGCCGGCCUUUUGACCCUUUGGCUCACGACUUGGAGUCGAGUUUUCGUCUGACGCGAUUUGCCGAUUUAAAAGGCCGCGGCUGCAAAGUACCACAGGAGGUUCUCAAUAAGCUGGUGGAGGGCCUCCAACAAGAUUACCAGAAUGCUACCGACCAAGAUCAUGCACACUUCAUGCAUAUGGCUAUUCCGCGAAUCGGAAUUGGACUCGACUGCUCGGUAACACCUCUUCGUCACGGCGGUUUGUGCCUCGUCCAAACCACCGACUUCUUUUAUCCACUAGUAGACGAUCCAUACAUGAUGGGGAAAAUUGCAUGCGCCAACGUACUCAGUGAUCUAUAUGCGAUGGGUGUUACCGAAUGUGACAACAUGCUGAUGUUGCUCGGUGUUAGUACUAAAAUGACGGAAAAAGAGCGAGACGUUGUUAUUCCCUUGAUAAUGAGGGGAUUCAAAGAUGCCGCUUUAGAAGCCGGUACCACUGUCACAGGUGGACAAACAGUUGUCAAUCCCUGGUGCACAAUUGGCGGAGUAGCUUCCACAGUUUGCCAGCCUAACGAAUACAUUGUACCGGAUAAUGCUGUCGUUGGUGACGUCUUAGUAUUGACAAAACCUUUGGGUACACAGGUUGCAGUAAACGCUCACCAAUGGCUCGACCAACCGGAACGUUGGAAUCGGAUCAAGCUGGUGGUUAGUGAAGAAGACGUUCGUAAAGCGUACCACCGUGCAAUGGACUCAAUGGCCCGUCUAAACCGCGUCGCCAGCCGCCUAAUGCAUAAAUACAACGCGCACGGCGCCACCGACGUCACUGGCUUCGGCCUACUCGGCCACGCACAAACCUUAGCAUCACACCAGAAGAACGAGGUCUCUUUCGUCAUUCACAACCUACCGGUCAUCGCGAAAAUGGCGGCCGUCGCCAAGGCGUGCGGCAACAUGUUCCAACUACUGCAAGGACACUCUGCAGAAACAUCCGGCGGACUUCUCAUUUGCUUGCCGCGCGAACAGGCUGCCGCCUAUUGUAAAGAUAUCGAAAAGCAAGAGGGCUAUCAGGCUUGGAUUAUCGGAAUCGUCGAGAAGGGCAGUCGUACAGCUCGCAUAAUCGAUAAACCGCGAGUGAUUGAAGUACCGGCAAAAGAUUAGUUUACGUCUGUAUCGCCAUUAAGCUUUUAGUAUCACUAAAUUAUUUUUUUUAAGGUAGAGAUUCAAAGCUUGCCGAUAACUAAAACUUCUAUCAUCUUUUUUGUGUGAAACCUUUUAUAUAUUAAGGCUUCUUUUAAAUCGGCUUUGUUAUUCUUCAGUUGUAAUUGUAGAGCAUUAGCAUAGCACAAUCCUAUAUCUCAAUUUCAUUUUGUACAUGUACCUCUACUAGUGUUUAUAAUGAUGAUAGUCUUAAAAUUUGUCUGAUUAUUUAAUAAGAUUCCCGUGCCACAGUCAUUUUUGGAUUUAUAAAUGUAUUCUUUCAUUAUUGAUUCAUUGAUCUUUGCUAGUAUUAGGAGGAUAUUCGUAUUUGUAUUUUUUUGUAACAUCCGUUUGGAAAUAUAAGUAUACCUACUCCUGUGAA
Molecule: messenger RNA, 2095 nt
Organism: Photinus pyralis (common eastern firefly)
Lineage: Eukaryota; Metazoa; Arthropoda; Insecta; Coleoptera; Lampyridae
Gene: Sps1
Product: inactive selenide, water dikinase-like protein
Exons: 2
Coding region: 448-1674 (408 amino acids)
Biological process (GO): L-selenocysteine biosynthetic process
Cellular component (GO): cytoplasm
Molecular function (GO): selenide, water dikinase activity; ATP binding
Source: RefSeq, a predicted model, not a curated record